Phytophthora sojae is the source of this 1662-nucleotide messenger RNA. RefSeq lists its product as hypothetical. The record is from RefSeq and is a predicted model, not a curated record. The coding region runs from base 1 to 1662 and encodes 553 amino acids. Gene Ontology annotation, cellular component: membrane. Gene Ontology annotation, biological process: amino acid transport; transmembrane transport. The transcript is spliced from 2 exons. Gene Ontology annotation, molecular function: amino acid transmembrane transporter activity. Lineage: Eukaryota; Oomycota; Peronosporomycetes; Peronosporales; Peronosporaceae.
AUGCAGGCGCUGCGCCUGGCCUUCUGGCGGAAGCCGCUGCACCUGGAGACGUCGUCGUCGCACUCGCUGCAGCAUGGAGGAGACGACGCGCCCGAGAUGGUGCGCACGCUGGGGCUGUUCGACCUCGUGAUGAUCGGCAUCGGGGGCACCGUGGGCUCGGGCGUCUUCGCCACCGCGGGGCUCAUCGCCAGCAGCUACGCGGGGCCCGCGGCCACGCUGUCGUGGCUGCUGGCGGGCGCCGGCUGCCUGCUGAGCGGCCUGAGCUUCAUGGAGCUGGCCUGCCUCAUCCCCAGCGCCGGCAGCACGUACGCGUACGCGUACCACGCGCUGGGCGAGCUGCCGGCGCUGGUCGCGGGCUUCCUGCUCACGCUCGAGUACGGCGUGUCCAGCGCGGGCGGCGCGCGCAGCUGGAGCGACAAGCUCACGCAGUGGAUGGAGUCGCAGCUGGGCGUGCAGGGCCCCGAGUGGAUGAAGCCCAAGGACUCGGUCGUGGACCUGUACGCGGGGCUGCUCAUGGCCGGCAGCACGGCCAUCGUGCUCUGCGGCAUGCAGGCGGGCAAGCUCGUGGUGAACGUCGUGACCAUGACCAAGAUCACGGUCGUGGCCUUCAUUAUUGUGGUGGGGCUGGCCAACUUCGACGCCGGUCGAAUCUCCCCCUUCGUGCCCGACCAGAGCGUCGUGGAAGUGAACGGCAAGGAGACGGUGGCCUUCGGCUGGCCCGGCGUGCUACUGGGGGCCAGCGCCAGCUUCUACGGGUACAUUGGGUACGACGAGGUGUGCUGCUUGGCUGGGGAGGCCAAGGACCCGGCGAGAAACAUCCCCCGUGCAGUGGUGGGGACGAUCCUCGGAGCCGCGACGUUGAGCAUCUUGGCCACGUUCGCCCUCGUGGGCAUGCAGAAGUACACGGACAUUGACGCGGAGGAGUCUUACGGCAACGCCUUCACCAGUAUCGGGAUGGACUGGGCGGCGUCCUUCGUGGCGUCCGGGGAGGUGCUGACCAUGCCGAUCACGUCGUUCAUUGGCUUUAUGGCGCAGCCGCGCGUGCAGUACGCGAUGGCCAAGGACGGGUUGCUGCCGGCCACGUUCGCGGAGGUGGACGCCAAGGGCAACCUGUUCCGCGGCACGCUGCUGUGUGGCAUUGGGGUCACUGCACUCGCAGUGUUUGUGCCGUUCCACGUGCUGUGGAACUUCAUCUCGCUCGGUAUUCUAGUGGCGUUCAACCUCACCAACAGCUCGCUGCUCUUUGUUCGUGCCUCGAAUAGUACCAACGUGGAGGAAGGCGAAGCAGAAGACGCCACUGUGAAGAGGUCGCAGGGUGCGAUGAUCGCUGGGUACUUGAUUUCAUCUUUUCUUGCAGCGUUCCACUGGCAAAAGGAGGUAGUCGCCAGCGUCCCGCUCUCCGCGACGACAGACAUCUCGCUUUUCGACAGCUACAUGCGGACAGUGGGGCCUUUCACGUCUACAUUCCGAGCCCCAUUCGUGCCGUUUGCCCCGUGUGUGGCCAUUUUCUUCAACUGGUUCUUGUUCGCCCAAAUGGACGGAAUGAGCGUGCUGCUCAUUCUGCUGUGGCUGCUCCUCGCUGUGGUUGUGUACUUCGGCUACAGCCGCCACCACAGUCUCGCUUUCCAGCAGACAAAGUACCAGCAACUCGCCCAGAACUAG